Molecule: messenger RNA, 2643 nt
Organism: Cladocopium goreaui
Lineage: Eukaryota; Dinophyceae; Suessiales; Symbiodiniaceae
Source: the annotation of a GenBank genome assembly
AUGAAAGCUCCCUUAGACCAAGGUGCGCUACAAGCCUUGGUCGAUUCAGCUGCUCAAGCCAGAAAUUUGCCUGCUCUCCACCUACCAUUUUCUCCUCCUGCCGAAGAAGCUGGGGCUAUAGCAGUGUGUUAUGCUUUGAGAUAUCGCCCCAAUGGGUUCAUGGUGCUUGCUCCAAAUCACCCAGAUGUGCAACUGGCUUUGGUAGCAGACCAGCCGGACGAGGAUCCUCCUAUGUUCCACGAGUCUCAGGUGAGCCUCGAGAAUACCCGAGGCCGGGUCUUGGGUGCAACAGAAGUGCUUUUGGUGGACAUGAGUUGGUCCUAUGUGCAUCUGUUUUCUCCGGCAGCUGCAUUCAGAGGGCCCGUGGCAUCGCGUCCACCAUUAGUCCAUAUUCAAAUGGGAGAUCAGCUUGGCCGCCCCACCAAAGCCACUGCCCUGGAAGCAGCUUCCCGUUGGAUUGGGGAGAUGGAUCAGGAGACCGCUCAGGAUUAUGCCACAGCCGAGGAGGGCGUAGAAGAGGCUUUCGACUCUGCAGAUCCAAACUUGGAUGGCGAGCCUAUGGGCGCUGCUUCAGAGGCUACGAUUGCAGCGCUCUUGCGGCGCAUCGAAGAGCUCGAGGCCCGGCCUGUGCUUCGACAGGGGCAGUUUGCCGGCACACCGCAACCUCGAAUGGCGCAAGCAGAGCGGAGAGGAGCUGCCGCCAAGACCCGCCCUCAACCUGCAGCAAUGCCUUUUCCAGAUUUAGAGCGAGAAGCAGCCGAGCCCGAAGUCGAGCACGAGGCCGUGGUUGUGCCGCCGCCACCUCCUGCAGGGUCGUCAAUGGAACAGAUCAUGUUGCACCAAUUGCAGCAAAAUCAGGUCCUGUUGCAUCGUUUGGUGUCCGGUUCACGAGCCACAGAUCCGGUGCUGGGAGCUCUGCAGUCCGGAGGACGGGACAACGGCACCGCCAGCUCAGGCAUUCUUGAAGACUGUUCAAGAUCUGGUGAAAGUGGGGAUGUUGCCCGCCAAAACGCUCUCAAAGAGCUCGGCAUGACGCCGGAGAGACACGACCCAUCGUUGAUGAGGCGCUACAUAGAACGCCGGGUGCCGCUCGCCGACAACCGGCUUUUGGCGCAAUUUGGGACCAUGUUGGCAGAAGCUUGGGCUGUGGGGGCUGCAUCUCAGAACAGCGAACUCUUGGGAGUGAUAGCUCGCAUGCUCUUUUUCCUGGAACAAUGUGCCAUCGAUGGCGGGAAGAGUCAACUAGCAUGGCUCCUAUUAUGUGGAUGGCAAGAGCCAGCACAGCACCUGAUGGUAAACCAUCGCCGUCAGCCGGGACUUCAACCAUUCUCGAGACUUUGCGCCCUAGCUUGGGUCAGUGGGAAUCUAGCUUAUCUGAAAGAUUUGGACUUCAUGGAAAGCCGACUCAAUCAGGUGAGCAAACCACCUACUGCCAAAAGCCAGGUGGACGAUUCAGACAAUCUGACUCCCAAGCCCAGGAAGCCCAAAAGACCAAAGGGGAAAGGAAAGGGGGAUGGAGCAAACAGUGCGGCAGCGCCGGCGCCAGCGGCGGUGGUGCAUGUGGGUCAUCUGUGGUGUUGGACUGGAUCUGCGCGUUUGAGUCCGCGGCGUCGUCGUCGCAAAGCAUUUCUCCAGACACGGCAUGAGCUCCUUCAGACCGUGGUGUGUUGCCUGAACUGGGAGGUGCUAGGUUUUCCGUUAGAGCCACCCAAACACGCUCAGCUAGGAGCGCCAAUAUCCGUACAGCAGCAUGAGAUUCUUGAGCGUAUCGAAUCCAUGUUGGAUCAUUUCCUUCGCAUGCCAGAAUUUGAAGGGGACGGGUUGGGUCCCAGCAUCAUCCCUCCACCGAAUCCAAGCGGUGCUAGGCCUGUCGUGUCAGACCGUGUGAAAUGGAAAAAUCCGCCAAGCUUUGAUGCAGAGCCUUUUCUGUCAGAUCCAUUGGUGCGUGCUGCUUUUGUAGAUCCCGAAGUUUUGCAUAAGGUUGUUGGAUUCAUGUACUUCUCUUCCGGAGUUGCCACGCUGGCUGACUGCCCUCGAAAGAGGAACAGGUCCCAGGUGCCUCUGGGCAGUUUGGAGGAGGCUUCGGUUAUCAAAGCUCCACCCAUCUCGCUGCCCUUCGACACACGAGGUGCUCAGUUGGCAAUUUCUGACGGCUUGGCAGCUUCAAUGAUUACGAUGAAUACGACGUUUGACUCUGCGCAGGCUUUCCAAGUGGACGAGGAGGCCGUCGCUAUGGCCCGCUAUGGCGCUCAGGAUAUCUUGUCCCGCAGCCAGCUGCUGUAUGUGGACCCCCCAAGAGUGGACCUCGGUGCAUCGCAGCCGUCACGUUACCGUCAUGAAGUGGUUAUCAACUUGGAGUUAGCUGAAACUUGCUGUGCAUGGCCCCAGAGCAAGUCGCAGAGCAAAAGCAGCUACACCACCUAUCCGCAUAGCAGGAGUGUAGAGUUACGGUUCUUUGGAGGUCGCAGUCAUUGGCAUUUUGGAGAAAGAGAUUGGUACAGCUCCAAGUCAGACGUCGCCUUCCAGCAAGGAUGCCACAAGUGGCCAAGGACGGGGCUUGCUUCGGUGGAAUUUGAGAAGGGAACUUGGUCGAGAAGUCGAGAAGUUCAGUGUUUGAUGUGUUUGCAAGAGUUGCACCUUUAG